AUGUCUUUUGAUCGUCGUAUAUCUAAGGAUAUCGCACCUCUUGCUGACUGGAAAUUUUGUUCCUCUGAAGAAAAAACGGUGGUUGUGUUGGUUGGCCUACCAGCACGUGGAAAGUCGUAUAUAUCCACAAAGCUUUCUCGUUACUUAAACUGGGUUGGUAUAAAUACUCGAGUCUUUAAUGUAGGAGCUUAUCGAAGACGCUAUAUGAAAACCUGCAAUGACCACACUUAUUUUUCUGACGAAAACAACGAGGGGGUUGCUGUUAGACAAAAGAUUGCAUCAGAAGCUCUUGAUGAUCUGUUAUCUUGGCUAACAUCAGAAGUCGGUGAGAUAGCUGUCUUCGAUGCAACGAACACCACACGACAGCGUCGUUUAUGGAUAAUGGAACGGUGCAAAGCUCAUAAUCUUCAAGUCAUAUUCGUUGAAUCAAUUUGUAAAGAUAAAAAGCUAAUUCAAGAGAAUGUUUUGGAAGUAAAAGUCAAUAGCCCAGAUUAUGAAAGCAUGGAUAAAGAGGAAGCACUAAGAGAUUUUCUUAAGCGGAUUGAGCACUACGAAAAGCGUUAUGAAUCGAUUGACGAUGAUUUAGACAAAGAUUGGUCGUAUAUUAAAAUAUUUGAUCAAGGAAAACGAUACUUAGCGAACCGUAUUGAAGGUAAUAUUAACAGUCGAAUUGUAUAUUACCUGAUGAAUAUUCGUGUCAACAAACGCACAAUUUACCUCACUCGACAUGGUGAAACAGAUCUCAACCUUCAAGGACGUAUUGGUGGGGAUGGAUCGCUUUCUGAAAGGGGGAAAUUAUAUGCGCAAAAACUUGCCGUUUUUAUGGAACAAGAAAAAUUACAAAAUCUUAAAGUUUGGACAAGUUAUUUCAAGCGUACCAUUCAGACAGCUGAUAAGAUUCAAUGUUCUCAAAUACGUUACUGGAAAGCCUUAGAUGAAUUAGAUGCAGGAGUUUGUGAUGGAAUGACCUAUGACGAAAUCCAAGAAAAAUAUCCUGAUGAUUUUGCCCGACGUGAUGCUAACAAAUAUCAUUAUCGUUAUCCUAUGGGAGAGUCAUAUCAUGAUUUGGUCACGCGUUUAGAACCCGUAAUUAUGGAGCUAGAACGGCAAACGUCAGUACUAGUCAUCUGUCAUCAGGCUGUAGCACGUUGUCUUUUGGCGUAUUUCGAAGAUAAGGACAAAGAUGAACUACCAUACAUUCGUGUACCUUUGCAUACAGUUUUCAAGCUAACACCAACAGCAUAUCGUUGUAUAGUUGAACGAGUGGAACUCAAUGUACCUGCAGUGGAAACACACAGAGAAAAUCCACAGCUUGUCAAACUACAGCAUACCUCAUUUGAAACAAUGAAAACUGUGCCAGCCCAAUACUAA
Trichobilharzia szidati is the source of this 1371-nucleotide messenger RNA. The record is from the annotation of a GenBank genome assembly. NCBI's taxonomy places the organism in Eukaryota, Metazoa, Platyhelminthes, Trematoda, Strigeidida, Schistosomatidae.